This is a messenger RNA of Polypterus senegalus (gray bichir), 2102 nucleotides long. RefSeq names its product high mobility group AT-hook 2 (gene hmga2). Bases 540 to 869 code for a protein of 109 amino acids. Lineage: Eukaryota; Metazoa; Chordata; Cladistia; Polypteriformes; Polypteridae. The transcript is spliced from 5 exons. Gene Ontology annotation, cellular component: nucleus; chromatin. Gene Ontology annotation, biological process: regulation of DNA-templated transcription. The record is from RefSeq and is a predicted model, not a curated record. Gene Ontology annotation, molecular function: DNA binding; transcription coregulator activity.
AAAAGGUGCUCUUUUACCCAUCACUGCACAGUCCGUGGGCCGGACUCGUAAUUUUACCAGCCCCAGCAAAGGAAAAAAAAAAAAAAGAUCUCAUCCCAGGCUCAUAUAAUAGCUGUUGAGUAUGUAAUCCACAGACCCUAAGCUAUAGCACAUUCCGUGAUCUUGACAGGAAGGUGUAGUGUCACCGUUUAAUUUUCCAAUGUGCCUUGUUCUCAUUUAAAUGCACUGCAAAAGUAAAACAAAGUAAUACAUGACUAUAUGGGAUUUGUUUUUUUCUUCACAUCAGAAGCUCUCUGUACCGUAAAUAUUUCAAGGAUUGUGCAUUAUCACUUUUUAAGUCCCGAGGCUUUUCCCCCACUUUUGCUUGGUCACUGUUUUACCUGAAUGAGAUUUUGUUGAUUAUACGUAUCUACACAAGAGGACUGUCCCUUUCCCGUUGUUUUUGAUCACCAGGACGUCCGGCACGCGGUGCGAGUGCAGAACCGCGUUUCUUAAGGUCGAGGGGCCGAAGAUCGCGAUUUUUUUCCAGCCAAGUCAGGAUGAGCACACGGGGCGACACGAGUGGCCAGUCUACCGCUUCUCAACCGGAUCAACCUGCAACGACGCAGCCUCAGAAGAGAGGUCGGGGCAGACCGCGGAAACAACAACAAGAAAUCAGUGGAGAGCCAGCCCCUAAAAGACCAAGAGGAAGACCUAAAGGGAGUAAAAACAAAGGACCCUCCAAGGCAGCUCAAAAGAAAGUGGAGCCCACUGGAGAAAAGAGACCGAGAGGAAGGCCCCGGAAAUGGCCACAGCAAGUGGUCCAGAAGAAGCCUGCUAAGGGAGGACCUGAAAAGACAUCAUCACAGGAAUCUGUGGAGGAAGAUUAAGCAACCACAAUAUUUCACUUCUACCUCAUUCAGCAGUUGGAUUUUUUGAAGGGAGAAGACAUGGCCUUGACCACUUUUUUUUCUCUCAUGGUCUUUUUGCCUUAGGAAUCACACACACAGAGCAAAUGGACAUUUUGUUUUAUUUGUCUUUUCUUGUCCUUUAUGGUCCCAGAUAUUAGGGAAACACUGCUGUAAAAUGGAACACAGUUUGGAACGUAUGCCUAAACCAAGAGCAACUAUUUGUAACAUAUUGAUAAAGUUUGAUGGGGCUACAAGGCCAGCAUAAAUGGGUCAUUUCAGCUUUGAGUUGAAUUCAGUCAUUCACUGCACUGCAUUAACAUAAGGAGACUUGAAACAUAUGUGGUUAAUUUCAAGGCCAUUCGUAGAAAAGCAUAUUUUGUAUUGUAUAUCACUGACAGGCCUUAAAUAACAAAUACUCACACCUUUACUUAGUAAACCCCUUUAAUAGCACACCAAAGAUGUUAGAUAAAUGGUUCCUUUUUAAUAGAAUCUAUUUUUUACUUGAUAUAUUUUUCAUUUGCUGUAAUUUUCAAAUCAGCAUGUAUUACGUAAUGAGUUAACCACAGUAUCGUGUAAAUAGAUUUUGUAAAGUCCCUUGAAGGAAGAGGAAAAAUAAAUACACCACUGCAGAAAUCAUGUUCUCCACAUUUGCACACACAUUUAAAUACCAGCGUUUAUUCGAAUGGUCUGCUUCACACAGAAACAAAACUUUGCUCAGGUGAAUAUAGAAUGACUUAAAAAUAGAUUAUAUCACAAAUGAUCAUUUUACAAUAUUUUUAGAAACAAUGGAAAUCAACAUAAAGGUACUAAUAACACUCCUGCCUCACGGCUCCAGAGUUUUGGACACAAAACCCUGUCUGGACCCUUUCUGUAUGAUGUUUGUACAUUAUUCCUAAAUUUGAGUUUUUUUUGUUUUUGGGAGGUAGGGUACUUCAAUCGGUCAAAUCCCAAAGAUGUUUAAGUUAGGUUGAUUGGCGACCCCAAAUUAGCUUGGAGUGAGUGAGUGAGUUUGGGUCUAUGCGUGACCGUCCCCUGUAGUGGACUUGUCCAGAAGUGGUUCCCUGCCAGGGUUGGGUCCUAGCUAUCUAUAUCCCUAUAAUGGAAAAACUGGCCUUAGAAAAUAGAUAAAGAAUGUUGUUUUUCUUGACCUAAUCAUUGUUUGGGUUACAGUCGUUCAACCAAAAACCACCUUUGUCUAUUUUUAAUAGCAUU